Cryptomeria japonica (Japanese cedar) is the source of this 4323-nucleotide messenger RNA. RefSeq names its product phospholipid-transporting ATPase 2. Gene Ontology annotation, molecular function: ATP binding; ATPase-coupled intramembrane lipid carrier activity; ATP hydrolysis activity. Gene Ontology annotation, cellular component: plasma membrane. NCBI's taxonomy places the organism in Eukaryota, Viridiplantae, Streptophyta, Pinopsida, Cupressales, Cupressaceae. The coding region runs from base 329 to 3916 and encodes 1195 amino acids. The transcript is spliced from 26 exons. Gene Ontology annotation, biological process: phospholipid translocation. The record is from RefSeq and is a predicted model, not a curated record.
CGCGCAGGGUUAUGGAAUUUUCACUAUUCCAAUUAUAUUAUAAUUUGUUUAUUGAACUUCCUACAUCUUUAAAAUCCUCCCUGUUUCGACAGUUCUGGGCUUCCACGAGCGUUGUUUCGCAACCGUGAGCCGAACUGUAAAGCGGUCUUCUAAAUUUUAUCGAAAGAGGAAUUGAAUUACAAUUUUGCGUUGGAAGGAGGAUUUCCUGUGUCAAUUCCGCCGAUUUUUCAAAUGAUUGAGUUGUUGCGAAGCCAAGUUACAGCUUAAGCAAUGAUUAUGCUACUGUAUAUCCAUCCAGUUGAAACAUAACUUCAAUUUGUAUUACAAAAUGAAGCGAUAUGUAUAUAUCAAUGACAAUGACACUUCUCCAGAUUUUUGUUGUGACAAUAGAGUUUCCAAUAGAAAGUAUACAAUAAUUAACUUCCUUCCAAAGAAUCUAUGGGAGCAGUUCAGUCGGUUUAUGAACAAAUACUUUUUGCUGAUUGCGUGCCUCCAGUUGUGGCCUCUUAUUACACCUGUCAAUCCAGCAAGUACGUGGGGGCCCCUUCUCAUUAUAUUUGCGGUUUCAGCAACAAAAGAAGCCUGGGAUGAUUAUAACAGAUAUCUUUCUGACAAGCAAGCAAAUGAGAAAAAGGUGUGGGUGGUAAAGAAAGGCAUCAAGAAACAUAUUCAAGCUCAAGAGAUCCGCAUUGGUGAUAUAGUAUGGCUUCGUGAAAAUGAUGAAGUGCCAUGCGAUUUGGUUCUUCUGGGAACUUCUGAAUCACAGGGCACAUGUUUUGUAGAAACUGCAGCACUAGACGGUGAAACUGAUUUGAAGACAAGAGUCAUACCUCCUCCUUGUUCUGGUCUCACUCCAGAUCUGUUGCAUAAAAUCAAGGGUGUCAUUGAGUGUCCAGGUCCAGAUAAAGAUAUAAGAAGAUUUGAUGCAAAUCUAAGGCUUUUUCCACCUUUUAUUGAUAAUGAUGUAUGCCCGUUGACUAUCAAUAACACGCUGCUACAAUCCUGUUAUCUGAGGAACACAGAAUGGGCAUGUGGAGUAGCUGUUUACACUGGUAAUGAAACAAAAUUGGGCAUGAGCAGAGGUCUACCAGAACCUAAGCUUACAGCUGUAGAUGCAAUGAUUGACAAGCUGACUGGCGCAAUAUUUUUGUUCCAGUUAGUUGUUGUUGUCAUUCUUGGUGUUGCUGGGAAUGCUUGGAAGGCUUCUGAAGCAUGGAAGAAAUGGUAUGUGCAAUAUCCAAGAAAUGGGCCAUGGUAUGAGUUUAUUGUCAUUCCACUGCGUUUCGAGCUUCUGUGCUCAAUCAUGAUUCCCAUAUCUAUUAAGGUAUCCCUUGAUUUGGUGAAGAGUUUAUAUGCAAAGUUUAUUGAUUGGGACAUGCAAAUGUAUGAUGAAAAUAGUAAUACUCCAGCACAUGCAGCAAAUACAGGAAUAAAUGAAGACUUGGGCCAGGUGGAGUAUAUUUUAACAGAUAAAACAGGAACGCUUACUGAAAAUAUGAUGGUUUUUAGGAGAUGCUGCAUCAAUGGCAUAGGCUAUGGAAAUGAAAGUGGUGAUGCUCUAAAAGACUCUGAAUUGGCUCAAGCUGUUGUAAACAAGGUGCCUGAUGUUGUGAAAUUUCUGACAGUUAUGGCAAUUUGCAAUACAGUUGUCCCUCAUAGAAGUGCUAAUGGUACAGUGAGCUAUAAAUCACAGUCCCAGGAUGAGGAUGCCCUAGUCAAUGCAGCUGCUCGUCUACAUAUGGUCCUUCUCAAGAAAACAGGAAAUUUGCUUGAUGUCAGUUUUAAUGGUUUGAUAUUGCAAUAUGAGAUUCUGGAUGUAUUGGAGUUCACUUCUGAUAGGAAGCGCAUGUCCGUGAUUGUUAGAGAUUGCCAGAGUAGAAAGAUAAUGAUUUUAUCUAAAGGUGCAGAUGAAGCAAUCUUUCCGUGUAUUUCAAGUGGUUACUCACAAAUGGAGGACCAAAGAAAUGAAUGGAGAAAAUAUGGCUGCACCAUUCUUUCCGAUGGGUGGACAGAGGGCAAAAACCACACCAUUAUUAAUUUUUUGGUUGCUUGCAGGGACAAUGUGGUGUUCUUGAAAUCAGUUGAUGCCUCCAAUAAGGUGAAAAAUGCAGAAACAUUGGUUGGAAUGUUGGAGCACAUUGCUAUGGAGGUGGGAGUAGAGAAUGUGGUGCAAAUAAUCACAUAUAAUGCAACAACAUAUGUGGUAGCAGAGCAGCAAGCCAGACCUAUAUUGGAAGCAGUGGAGCAUUACUCACAAUUGGGCUUAAGGACACUAUGUCUGGCUUGGCGUGAGUUAAAGGAAGAUGAAUACAAGGAUUGGUCCAUUAUUUACAAGGAAGCUAACAGUGCUCUGAUUGACAGAGAGUGGAAGGUAGCUGAGGUUUGCCAACAGUUAGAACGUGAUCUUAUACUACUUGGUGCUACAGCUAUUGAAGAUCGUUUGCAGGAUGAUGUUCCAGAUACAAUUGAGACUCUCAGAAAGGCAGGGAUAAACUUUUGGAUGCUUACUGGUGACAAACAGAAUACUGCCAUUCAAAUUGCAUUGUUGUGCAACUUCAUUUCUCCUGAACCAGAAGGGCAACUCUUGGUUAUCCAAGGGAAGAAUCUUGAUGAAGUAUCCAGAAGCCUGGAACGAGUCCUCCUUACCAUGAGAAUAACCAGUAGUGAACAUAAGGAUGUUGCAUUUAUUGUUGAUGGAUGGGCAUUGGAAAUUGUUCUUAAGCAUCAUUAUGAAGCUUUUAGAGAAUUGGCUACACUGUCAAGGACAGCUAUCUGCUGUCGUGUAACUCCAUCACAAAAAGCGCAGCUGGUGGAGCUACUUAAAUCAUGUGACUACAGGACACUGGCCAUUGGAGAUGGUGGUAAUGAUGUGAGGAUGAUCCAGGAGGCACAUAUAGGGGUAGGCAUCAGUGGACGAGAAGGCAUGCAGGCUGCAAGGGCUGCAGAUUUCAGCAUAGGAAAAUUCAAAUUCCUCAAACGUCUAAUACUCAUACAUGGGAGAUAUUCAUACAAUCGAACUGCAUUUUUAUCCCAAUAUUCAUUCUACAAAUCAUUGCUGAUUUGUUUUAUUCAGAUUCUUUUUUCUUUUGUAUCAGGUCUUUCUGGAACCAGUCUUUUCAAUUCUGUAAGUUUGAUGGCAUACAAUGUUUUCUACACAAGUGUUCCAGUACUCAUGAGUGUCCUUGACAAGGACCUAAGUGAAAGAACUGUCUUGCAGCAUCCGCGGAUUCUUUUCUAUUGUCAAGCAGGAAGAUUAUUAAAUCCAAGUACAUUUGCAGGCUGGUUUGGUCGCUCUCUAUUUCAUGCAACCGUUGUAUUCCUAGUCACAAUCCAUGUAUAUUCCAAUGAAAAGAGUGAAUUGGAAGAGCUCUCCAUGGUAGCUCUAUCGGGAUGCAUCUGGCUGCAAGCUUUUGUCAUUGCUCUAGAGACGAACUCUUUCACAAUUUUACAGCAUAUUGCCAUCUGGGGAAACCUCAUUGCAUUUUACCUGAUCAACUUUGUUGUGAGCACUUUACCAUGGGCAGGAAUGUACACAAUAAUGUUCCGUGUAUGUGGUCAACCAGCUUAUUGGUUAACUAUGUUGGUCAUUGUUAUUGCUGGUAUGGGCCCUAUAACUGCUCUUAAGUGCUUCCGUUUUACAUAUCGGUCAAGUGCUAUUAAUAUAUUACAACAACUGGAGCGUUCACAUCUUACUAGUUACUCAAGUCCUAGUCUAGAGUCGCCAUUAAAGGAUGAAGAAAAGGACGUAACUCCUCUCUCGUUAACACAUUCAAAUAGCAACAAAGCAUCCAUGUAUGAGCCUUUACUAUGUGAAUCACCAUCUGCAGCAAAAGUAACUUCAGGAGGAUCUUUUGAUUUCCUCCAGGCAAUUCCGUCAAGGUCAUCUUUUUCUUACUCAAGGAGUAAAAUUAAUUAACAUUCCUCUCGCUUAGCUUCAUAUAAGUUCCAAAUUCUUGAAAAUUCAUACAACUCAUGUCAGCUGACAAAUCUGGUCAACAACACAUGAAUUUCUGUUGGUUACACCAACGCACUUGCUUAUUGAUCCUCUCCAUUGCCCACAUUGUACUCUAUUGGCUGGUUACCGCAAGAAUGUAAAAACAGUUUCAAGAUUAUGAAAUCAUUCAGGAUUAAGCUCAAUGUAUACCAAUGAACAGCCAUUUCAAGUAACGACAGUUGACUUUGCUUUCCUUAUUUAAGGAAGUUGCUUAUAGAAAAAUAUGUAUUCUAUAGUCUGAUUACAAUAUGAGGUUUGAAGUUAUAUGGUCUACUUCUAUUCACAAGUAUUGUUUGAUCGUACAAAGCAACCAUUUUUGUUACGUUUUA